Fusarium vanettenii 77-13-4 is the source of this 3153-nucleotide messenger RNA. RefSeq lists its product as uncharacterized. Lineage: Eukaryota; Fungi; Ascomycota; Sordariomycetes; Hypocreales; Nectriaceae. Gene Ontology annotation, molecular function: zinc ion binding; DNA-binding transcription factor activity, RNA polymerase II-specific. Gene Ontology annotation, biological process: regulation of DNA-templated transcription. The coding region runs from base 1 to 2427 and encodes 808 amino acids. The record is from RefSeq and is a predicted model, not a curated record. The transcript has 2 exons.
AUGACCUUCGAAUUCAACAACGGCGGGGGUGAUGCCUAUCUGGAUCUGACCUACGACCACCGGGAUCGCGCUGCCUACCAGUCAUACUCGACCGCCACAACCCACUCGAGUCCUUCGGCCGCCUCCAAUAUCAUGCCCAACAACGCUCGCAACUGGGCCGUUCCGCUCGACAUGGCCUCCAACAACUCUCACGGCCAUGCCUCGCUCAGUCCCGAGGAGCAUCAGUCUUCACCUCUUUCCCAGUCCGCCAGCCCGCACAGCCAGCACUCGCCACUACAACAGUCGCCUUUCCAGCCGACCGCGAACCCCUUGACCGACUGGGCUCUUCAGCAACAGCAGCAGCAACUGGCUGCUCCUGACAUGACCCAGUUCAUUCAAGAUGCCGCCCUCAUGAGCUUCACCCCAUUCCCCACCAGCUUCCAGUCGCCCAACCCCCUCGACUAUCUUCCUCCGACGACCCAGGCCGCUCUGCAGGCCAAUCUACUUGAGUCGACAUUCAGCGCCAUGCCUACCAUGGACGACCCUACGCAAGCAGUUCAAUGGCCGAGCACCGGAAUGGAGAAUUGGCAGGAGUUCCAGAGCACUCUGCAGAUGGAUGGUAUGCCUCGUCUCGACAGUGUUGGAAGCAACUCUCCUACUGGCACCUAUUUGGAGGUGCUGUCCCUUCCUUCGUCCUCAGGUGAAGGCUGGGCCAUGGUGGACUGGAAUCAGCCCAACUUUGACCAGUUCCAGCAGGCUCACGCUCAGGGCGCCGCUAUCUUCAACCCCUCCCAGACCCUCCACCUGAGGACCAACUCGGACUCUUCUGAUGGCGCCAAUUCCAUGGAAUUUGGCAGCUUUGAGGAGAUCGCACCAUUCCCCUACUCUCCCUUCUCCCCCGAGUCCGACGGAUAUGUCGACGCUGGUAACCACCGUAACUGCUUCGCUGGUGAUGGCCACAACCACAACCACGAUACCGUCGCCCCUGCCCCCGCUCCCGUGGCUCCCGCGCCUAUCAAGUCGGAGCCUUCGUCAAGCCGUCACAGCCCUGGCAGCGGCGCCGGAUCGACCUCUCCCCCUAGCAGCACCACCCGCAGGAACUCGGGUCCUCGCAAGAGCCCCAUUGCCAAGGCCACCAAGCCCGUUGUCCGCCGCAUCUCCAACGGUAAGAAGGACGGUACUGUUGAGAAGAAGGUUGGCCGCAGAAAGGGACCCCUCUUGCCUGAGCAGCGAAAGCAAGCCAGCGAGAUAAGAAAGCUGCGAGCUUGCCUGCGAUGCAAGUUCCUCAAGAAGACGUGUGACAAGGGAGAGCCUUGCGCCGGUUGCCAGCCUUCGCACGCUCGCCUCUGGCAGGUUCCUUGCACUCGCAUCGAUAUCAAGGAUAUUGGCUACUUCAUGAAGGACUGGAAAGCCGACUACGAGAGGCACAUGGACCGUGGCGUGUCUGUCUACAACGUCAAGGGUUUCGCCCAGAAGGAGACUCUCAUGUGGAUCACCCACGGCUACGGUUUCGCUCUCCCUGUCAUGGUUCGCGAGGUCUUUGUCGCCGACGACAGCUGCUUCUCGGUUGACUGGGUUGAGUCUACCCUGACCGACCAGGAGCCUAUUGACUUUGAGACCCGCACCGAGAAGCUCGAUGUUGGAGCCGAGGGUAUCCGUCUCGAUGCUCUCUCCGAGUACCUCGACAAGCACAUUGAUGGCCCCUUUGAGGACUUCAUUGAUGACCACUUCGAGGGCACUCCCUUCAUCACUGAGAUCCUCAAGACUGCUCACCGCUACUACGUCAAGGAGAAGAUGCCCGUCAUCCGCAAGGCUCUCAAGCUUGUCCUUGCCUACAACCUCACUAUGCACAUCACCAUGGUUGAGAACCAAGGAUCUGAGGUCAACCUGGACGGACAGAUCGACGAUGAGGACUCCAAGUACUACGGCCGCACCGUCGCUCCCGUCAUGAUCAACUUCCAGAUCAAGUGUGCCCUUGCCGACAUGUGGCGUGAGCUCCAGAAGGACAUUCUUGAGGAGCUCUCUGCCCUGUACUCUGGUGUCUACAGCGGUGAGAAGAUGAAGAACUGGCCUACCAUCUUCAUGAUUGCCUCCAUCCUGCUUGCUGUCUGGGAGGAGAUGCAGUUUGACUGCCACUACCGCGUCCCCGACCCCGUCGCCGUGAACAAGUUCUGCACCGACAUGGAGACCACUCCUGUUGGUGUGAUUGUGGGUCUCUUCCACGCCAUCUCCCAGAAGCUCCCUGCCUUCACCGAUUGGGACACCCGCAAGCACGGCCACCUGCUUCACAACAACGUCUCCGUCUGCGAGGCUAUGACUGAAGUGCGACAGCAUGUCAUCAAGCACGAGGCCUAUCUCCGUACCCGCAAGGAGUCCAAGUUUGACCGAUACGACUUUGACUCCCUGUCCAACAAGUUCCUAUCUAAGCUUGUCAUCCGGGCCAACUAGAUUCCUCACCUGACAAAUACUGCUGUCGCAAGACAUGAACGGGCCCCAUUGUGGCGCCCGCCCUUUCCUUUGUUUGCAUUUGUUUUGAUCACAGCGAUAGCGUUGGCAAGAUUUCUUCAAUCUUGGUCGACAGCGACCUCCAGAAUUGUCCUUUCAAGCAUACGAAACACGACUUUAACCUUCUCUCACGGCUGGUCACCGCCUCAACAACAACACGAAGUUACCUGACACGGGAAGAUGUGUUACGACCUUCUUAUGACUUUCUUCUACGAAUGUAUGACUUGAAGAAGACAGCGUUUUAGUUCUUUUACAACAUUUUUUUUUUUGCUCUUGAGAGAGGGGGGAGACGUAUCACGCAGACGAGCGCAUCCCACCCUUCUGCGGUGUUUUUAUGGGAUCAUGUUUGACGAUGAGGCAUUUGAGGAAAUGACAGAUAUUGCAUGGCUAUGUAUGAGCCUACAUGAAGAGGGAGGUGCUCGUGAAAUUACUAGGGCGUUGGUGAGCUCAAGUGGGCAGGACCUUCGACACAGGGCAGCAGAGCGGAGCGGACAUUGUUUUACUUGCGUGUUUGAUAACGGGAUUUGGGAUAGUUACAAAAAACGGCUCAUAUUGCUAGGCAAGUGCUGUAGCGCUGCCACGAGAAUAUUGAAUUUUACAGUUCCCAGCUCUCAGUCUCCCUCGACUUUGUCGAUUAUGAAGGUGACUGAAGUGAAGGGAGGAUUUACG